CAGCACCACCCCACCCCACUACCCCAUCAUUACAGUUGCCCACUCUCUCUCUCUCUCUCUGCCAUUCUCUCUCCUUCUAUCUCUCUCUCUGCCAUUCUUGGUUCCUUGCUUUCCAGACACCCCUCUCUCUUUCUCACUCUCCCUUUUGUAACUAAUCACACUAUUGCAGAAAAAACAAUCCUAUACAACAGUCAGUGGCCAGCCAUUACUCCUUCAACAAGUAAAGAAGCCAAAAGAACCAAAAAGAAAGAAACACACAGUACACACUCUCUUUCAACUCUCAAAAGCCAAAUUCGAUAUGAUGAUUUCAGUUGUUGAUUUGCUUGCACACUACAACUCUUGAGUUUUACAUCCUCCCCUUCCUCUCCCUAUUUAUGUACAUGUAAAUACUCUUCAGGAAAUAUAAUAAUAAAAACCGUAUCUUGAUUCAGAAUUCUUUCAAAUGUCCAGCAGCCCAUCUGCAGAAACCGCCGAGGCUAUGAAUUUUGUGGAUUUUUACAAGAAAGUGAAGCGUUUUAGGCUUUUUGAGCCCUCUGUGGGGAUUCUUGGACUGACAGUUUGUGUUAUUUUUUGCUUCUUUUUGUUGGAUUACACAAGUGCGAGAAAAGGGGUGAGGUUUCCAUCACAGAGUGAGAGGCUUCUCUGGUUGAAAAUUGAUGGUGAUGGUGAGGGUGGUAACCACAGCAGUAAAAAGAUUGAUUUUUUGAGUGAAAUUAAUGGUGGGUGUGAUGUGUUUGAUGGUGAUUGGGUGUGGGAUGAGAGUUAUCCUCUGUACCAAUCAAAGGAUUGCAGGUUCUUGGAUGAAGGAUUCAGGUGUUCAGAAAAUGGAAGGCCGGAUCUUUUCUACACCAAGUGGAGGUGGCAGCCCAGAGAGUGCAACUUGCCCAGAUUUGAUGCAAAGAUCAUGCUGGAGAAAUUGCGAAAUAAACGUGUUGUGUUUGCGGGGGACUCAAUCGGGAGAAACCAGUGGGAGUCUCUGCUCUGCAUGCUGUCUUCUGCUAUAGUGAACAAGGACUCAAUAUAUGAAGUAAAUGGCAACCCUAUCACAAAGCACAAAGGCUACUUGGUUUUCAAGUUUAUGGACUAUAAUUGCACAGUGGAGUACUACAGGGCUCCGUUUCUAGUACUGCAAAGCCGACCUCCGGCCCAAGUUCCACUUAAAAUUAAAACUACACUGAAACUAGAUCAAAUGGAUUGGACGUCGUCCAGAUGGAAAGAUGCAGAUAUACUCAUUUUCAACACGGGACAUUGGUGGAAUUAUGAGAAGACUGCAAGAGGAGGUUGUUACUUCCAAGAAGGUCCAAAUGUGAAGAUGGAUAUGAAAGUUGACAGUGCAUACCAGAAAGCCUUGGAAACAGUCGUCGAAUGGAUUCAUCGUGAAGUAAAUACUACCAAGACACAAGUCUUCUUUCGGACAUAUGCUCCUGUACACUUCAGGGGCGGCGAUUGGAGAUCAGGUGGAACGUGCCACUUGGAAACCCUUCCGGAGCUCAGUUCUUCAUUGGUGCCGUCUCACACAUGGACUAAAUACAGCAUUUUCAGCCAAGUCAUCACUGCUCACUCAAACGUAUCCAAUUCAAGAACGUUUGACGUGCUAAACGUAACUCACAUGACAUCAAGAAGAAAAGACGGGCACUCGUCUUUGUAUUACUUGGGUCCAAAAGUCGGCCCUGCGCCUCUUCGUCGGCAGGACUGCAGCCAUUGGUGUCUACCGGGCGUCCCUGACGCAUGGAAUGAGUUGCUCUAUGCCCUUGUUUUAAAGCGCGAAGCUAAUAAAACCUCAAAUUCGUCGAGGUACUAUGCACAAGUAUGAUAGGUUGUGGAAAAUGUAUAUAAGUUAUAUGGUGCAAGAAGACAUCAGCUUUGAUCAGAAGAUGGAAGUGAGCAAAGGCAAGAUCAGCUGGUGCAGAGUUCUGACUUAGGAAUAGCAGAAGUUUAGGUACAUUUUUGUUUAA
Molecule: messenger RNA, 1955 nt
Organism: Sesamum indicum (sesame)
Lineage: Eukaryota; Viridiplantae; Streptophyta; Magnoliopsida; Lamiales; Pedaliaceae
Product: protein trichome birefringence-like 10
Cellular component (GO): Golgi apparatus
Molecular function (GO): O-acetyltransferase activity
Source: RefSeq, a predicted model, not a curated record